This is a messenger RNA of Candidula unifasciata, 377 nucleotides long. Lineage: Eukaryota; Metazoa; Mollusca; Gastropoda; Stylommatophora; Geomitridae. The record is from the annotation of a GenBank genome assembly.
AUGGCAACCGACGGAGGCGAUAACAAAGGCCCCACCGGAAGUUCGCAGUAUAUCAAGGAUUUAGAGGUUCACGUGACUGGACAUCCCAGAAGCUCUGCGAUGACACUGGAGCACGGGGAUCGACAAAGUAUCCAGGUUCGUCCAUGGAAAAAGCGUAACAGUAACAUGGAUACGAACAAGCGGGUCAGAAAGCGGCUCCGUCGCUACAAAGAAGAAGUCGGGCGUGAACUUGUUAAUUACACCUCCACUUGUAGACAGCCGCUGGAUAAUAUGCUUCAGCUUCACACACCUGUGUGGUACGGCGCGCUGGCUAAAGGUCAAGGUUCAGCUGUCCUACAUAUCUUAGUGCGGAAAGUUCAGUGGGAAAAUCACGUUUU